UCCACGAGCUGCUGUCAGUCAGAAGGCUGCACAGUCCAAGAUGGGCUCCUCGCGGGCACCCCGGACGGGGCGUGUGGGAGGGCGAGGCACGAUGGCCCUACUGCUGGCCGCUCUCCUCCUGCCAGGGGCCUCGGCUAAGAGCAUCGGGACCUUCUCAGACCCCUGCAAGGACGCGCGUAUCACCUCCCCCAGUGACCCCUGUCUCACUGGGAAGAGUGGUCCCAGUAGCUUCAGCGGCCACAGUGGCUCCAGCAGUUCCAGCAGCUCCAUUUCCAGUUCCAGUGGCUCUGCUGGUGGCUCUGCUGGUGGCCCCAGUGGUUCUGGUGGCUCCAGUGUCACCCAGGGUGGUUCUUCAAGAUCUUCGUUAUCUAAGCCAGGAGCAGGGUAUUCCCAGAUCAGCUACUCCUCCGGAUCCAUCUCCUCCCAGUCCGGCAGCAGCAGCUCCCAACCAGGAUCUGGCUCAGCUCUAUCAACCAGUGAUGAUUCUUCCCCAUUAAGCUCUUCCCAGUCUGGAGGCGGCUCAAGCUCAUCUGUUUCCCAAAGCUCUUGGAUGUCCAGCAGCGGUGGCCAAAGUGUCAACUCUAACUUACGCCCCUGUAGUUCAGAUGUCUCUGACUCUCCCUGCAGUGGGGGGCCUGUUGUCUCCCACUCUGGCUCAAACGUCUCCAGCUCCCACUCCGUGUCGGGAGGUCAAAGGCCAGUGGUGGUGGUGGUGGAGCAGCAUGGCUCUGGUGGCCCUGGAGGGGUUCAGGGUACCCCCUGUAGCAGUGGUGGCCUUCCAGGCAAGCCCUGCCCCCCCAUCACCUCUGUAGACAAGUCCUAUGGCAGCUAUGAAGUGGUGGGUGGCUCUUCUGACAGUUAUCUGGUCCCAGGCAUGACCUACAGUGGGGGCAAAAUCUACCCUGUGGGCUACUUCACCAAAGAUAACCCUGUCAAAGGCUCUCCAGGUGUCCCUUCCUUUGCAGCUGGGCCCCCCAUCUCGGAGGGCAAAUACUUCUCCAGCAACCCCAUCAUCCCCAGCCACAGCUCUUCUAGUUCCAACAUCUACCAGUCGGGAGCUUCCUCAGCCAUUGUGUUCCAGCCAGUGGGCUCUGGUGGGGUCCAGCCCUGCAGAGUUGGCUCUAAGGGGCCCUGCUCCCUCUCGAGUUCUGGAGCCCACAGCAGUUCUAGCGUCUCCAGUAGUUCAUCCUUCCAUCCCUGCGGUGAUGUUUCACAGGGGCCCUGUUUCCCACCAGGCACUGGCUCCUUCAGCGGCACCUCCAGCUCCCAAGCCAGUGGCAAAAUCAUCCUUCAGCCCUGUGGCAGCAAGUCCAGCUCUUCUGGUCACCCUUGCCUUUCUGUCUCCUCCUCCACAUUGAGUGGGGGUCCCGAUGGCUCUCCUCAACCUGAUCCUUCAGCUGGUGCCAGGCCCUGUGGCUCCAGCAGCUCCGGAAAGCUCCCCUGCCGCUCCAUCCGGGACAUCCUGGCCCAAGUAAAGCCUCUGGGGCCCCAGCUAGCUGACCCUGAAGUUUUCCUACCCCAGGGAGAGUCACUUGACAGUCCAUAAGUGAGCUUUUGCAUAAGUGCAUGUGUGGACAUAUACAUGGACACACACACACACACACACACACACACCCCAUCUCUCAGUUGGGAGAAGUCCAGAGGCCCAGGUAUGGGUUAGCUCAGUUUCCCUCUUCCUUCCCAAGAGAGCUGAUCUCUUUCCUUCAUUGCUCCAAUAUGGCAGACUCCCCUUAUCACCUCUUUUUUCUUCAUCUCCCCAAAUUGUAGAUUCCAAAUUCCUUUCCUCAUUCUCUCCUGCUUAGAUUCGCCUUGUAGUGCAGUGCCCUCCCUGCCAGAUAACCAUUCCCUAAAAUUUCCUCUGCCAUUUCUUUGAGAUGGUACAAUCCAUUAGCUAACCCUACCUAUUCAGAUUCUUGACUGGGAAACCCCUGAAAUGUCCCAUAGUAACUCUGGUUCCUGGACAAGUCAUCCCCCCUUUUCCCUAUUUGCCAAAUAAAGCAUUGUCCAAACUGUU
Messenger RNA from Neomonachus schauinslandi (Hawaiian monk seal), 2014 nucleotides. It is a transcript of the gene CDSN, whose product is annotated as corneodesmosin. Gene Ontology annotation, molecular function: protein homodimerization activity. The record is from RefSeq and is a predicted model, not a curated record. Bases 41 to 1546 code for a protein of 501 amino acids. The transcript has 2 exons. NCBI's taxonomy places the organism in Eukaryota, Metazoa, Chordata, Mammalia, Carnivora, Phocidae. Gene Ontology annotation, biological process: cell-cell adhesion; skin morphogenesis.